AUGCUGGUCGAACGCCCCAGUUUGUCGUUUUAUCUCUUGGUCUGCCUGAUGGGAACCAAGAUCUGCAAGGCACAACAGGAUACUAAUCCAAUCGAGCUAGAGAAUGGAGCUUAUAACAACAUACUCAUCGCUAUACACAAAGAUGUCGAAGAAGAUUCAAUUAUCAUUGAAAAUAUCAAGGAUAUCUUCAGGGCCGGGUCUUCUGUCCUUUUCUCCGCCACCAAUCGCCGGGUCUACUUUGGGACUAUCACGAUCUUAGUCCCGCCCACUUGGUCCAGAAACUCUGAGUAUCAAGUUGCACAACGUAAAGUGAUUGCCCGACAGUUUGCCAAACUCCGUUGGGGUGUGUUUGACGAAGAUUACGUGCCAGGGACCGAUGCUGAACCUUACUACCAAUCGAACGCCAUAACAAGUGACGGCUUUGAAGGAACAAGAUGUUCUUCGGAAGUUCUUGGAAAACUCCUCAUUGAUGGAGUUGCUGGGGAGGAAUGUCGUCCAGAUAAUUUCGGGGAUUUACCCCCACUUUGUAGAUUCGUGCCCGAUGACUCUGGGCAAACUGCCAGGGCAUCGUUAUUGUUUGUAUCCAACAUUUACUCGGUAUGA
This is a messenger RNA of Strongylocentrotus purpuratus (purple sea urchin), 603 nucleotides long. Its product is annotated as calcium-activated chloride channel regulator family member 3-like. NCBI's taxonomy places the organism in Eukaryota, Metazoa, Echinodermata, Echinoidea, Camarodonta, Strongylocentrotidae. The transcript is spliced from 4 exons. The coding region runs from base 1 to 603 and encodes 200 amino acids. The record is from RefSeq and is a predicted model, not a curated record.